Cygnus olor (mute swan) is the source of this 1666-nucleotide messenger RNA. It is a transcript of the gene IFT22, whose product is annotated as intraflagellar transport 22. The record is from RefSeq and is a predicted model, not a curated record. NCBI's taxonomy places the organism in Eukaryota, Metazoa, Chordata, Aves, Anseriformes, Anatidae. Gene Ontology annotation, biological process: intracellular protein transport. The transcript is spliced from 3 exons. Gene Ontology annotation, cellular component: endomembrane system. Gene Ontology annotation, molecular function: GTPase activity. The coding region runs from base 412 to 738 and encodes 108 amino acids.
UGAUCUUUUCAAGAUGAGGAAUAUCCCAGCCUCUUUUCCCUGUUACAUUUUUUUUUUAUAGCUUUCUCCUGUAGAGCAUCCGAUGCUCCCAACUGACAUUGCAGUUUGUUUUGGAUAAGGACUAGGCAUAACAGUAAUGUCCAUAGCUCCUAGAAUGGAGUUACAGGUACAGCAGACAGACAGAGGCCCAGUCCGCAACUGACUGCCUUUAUGUGUUUGAAAUUAUUAUGUGAUGGACUUCAAACAAUGUAUUGAUAUGGUUGAAGCCCUAAUUGCCAAAGGAUACAAUUGAGAACUGGCCAGAUCAAUUUUUAGGGAAAAAAAAAAAUAUGCAUUUGACCAACCACUGCAUUGUCAGCAAAUCAUGGGACCAACUAAGAUGAUAGGUUUGAAACAUGCUGGCCAGCUCUGAUGAAGGACUCUCAUGGCGUAAUAAUAAUCUUCAAUCCUGACAUGCCCAGUCACCUGAAAGAAAUUGAAAUGUGGUACUCCUGUUUUGUGCAGCAGCAGCCACUGCUUGAUAGUCAGUGUCUCCUGGUUGCACAUCACAAGCCAGGCAGUGCAGAGGACACAGAAAAUCUAUCUUUAGCUCACCCACUGAACAAGUUGAAACUAAUACAUUCCAACUUAGAAGAAGAUCCUGAAGAUGUUCGGAUGGAAUUUAUGAAAUACUUCAGAAGCAUUAUCAACUUAAUAAAUGAGAGCAGAGAGAAGGAAGAAAUGUCAAUUAUCUCAUAACGUUAAAAGAAAGGGUUGUUUUCACUUUGUAAGCCAUGCUAGCCUGUGAACAGGUUCUCACAACAAGAAUUUAUCAGUCUAUAAAUGCUUCAGAGAAAACACUGCACAAUUUAUGACUUAACCAAAAGAACCAAGUGCUGACAUCAGAUGAACUGUGGUGCCAAAAAGAUGGCUGCACAUCCAGGAAUUUGGGUAACUUUAGCUGUGCUUUGGUUCCAUUUGGCAUCAGAGGUACAGGAAGGUAUUUUUUAAUGUAUUAGUGUAGACCAAAAGAAAAAGGUAUAUGUCAUCUCCUCACUUAAAAAUGCCUUUUUGUAAAGGUACUAGGAGAAGAAAGCCUGACAGAACAUAAGAUUUGUGGAGUUCUGUUGAAGCAUCUGAGUAAAGUGUUCAUGUUAGCUGUGUUCCUGGAGAAGUUACGCUUUUGGAAGUCAGUUGAAACUGAUUGGAGUGGAGAUCUGAGAGCAGUUGUGGUGUGGAAUCUACAUUUAAUGUUCCAAAUUCUCCUUAUAUUUCUGUCAAGCAUCUGAAGAGAACACAUUUCAUAGCUAUUGCCUUGGCAAGGCAGAGUAUGUUGCAGUCUUUCUCAUGACUAGGCUUUUCUCCUAUUCCAACAAAAUUAUCCUUGUUCAGGACAAUGUAUAGGACACUCUGGGAGGGAAAGAAUCGAGGUCUCAGUGUAGUGCAAUUACUUUGACCUAUGCCAGGAGCUCCAAUAGAGGGGAAGAAAGUGCUGCAUUCUCCAGAGGAGGAAAAGCUGUUUCCAGACUAAUAUUACUGUUCCCUAUUGCAUUGAAAUAAGUGGUUUCAUAGAUAAUUUACUUUCUGGUUUGUUUGGUUUGCACUCAUCCCUAUUCUUAGUGUGUUUUGCUGUGGAAGACUUUUUCUGUAAUAUAAUACUAAAGCAAUAAACACACUUUAAAAUGUG